This is a messenger RNA of Harpegnathos saltator (Jerdon's jumping ant), 2247 nucleotides long. RefSeq lists its product as uncharacterized. Lineage: Eukaryota; Metazoa; Arthropoda; Insecta; Hymenoptera; Formicidae. The record is from RefSeq and is a predicted model, not a curated record. The coding region runs from base 295 to 1617 and encodes 440 amino acids. Gene Ontology annotation, molecular function: ATP binding; tRNA binding; arginine-tRNA ligase activity. The transcript has 6 exons. Gene Ontology annotation, biological process: arginyl-tRNA aminoacylation; tRNA C3-cytosine methylation.
GCUAAAGUUUAUAGAAACUAGUAAAUUGUGAUUCGAGUCUUAGCUAAGUGUUAUGCUGACUUUCGAGUAAUAUUUGUUAUAUGAUAUAUGUGUACCAGUAUACUUGAUUAUUUACUUUAUGAUUUGGGUAUCUGAAUUAUAAGAAUUUAAGAAAUGCUAGCAGAACCGAUUUUUUUUACUAGCGCAGUAAACAGUGUUUGAUUGCUGCGAAAUAAUCGUACGUUGCCGGUCAACGCUUGCUAAUUCAGUCAGUCAAAAAAUAGCGAGAGUUAUUUAUUAAUUUACCAAUUAUCAAUGGAAAGUUGGACAGAUUUCUGCAGCAGAUCGCUAGUCGACAAGAUAGUUCAUUAUCUUACUGAGUGCACAUAUGAGAAUUUCACAGCUUUUAAAGUAAACAAUAGAAAUUUAGCAGUAAAUGGAGAAUUCUAUUUUAUCAAUAACUUCAAUGCGUGGAAAAGAUUUGUUCUCUGUGAUAGAAAUUGUGCCACUAUUUUGCAACAUUUCACGCACAUACAUGAUACGAGAGGAAAUAACACAGACGCAAAUGUGUCCAAGGAAGUUUUUGAACAGUUAUUAUCUAAGAGUGGCGACUGGCCCAUAAGAAUACAACGAUGCUCAUUGCAGAAGGAAAAGAUUUGUGUGUAUCUGAAUCGCAUGGAUGUUAUUCCAAACAUCAUUAAGACAGCUAUUAGCUGCGAUAAUACAUUUGGAAGAAUUAUUGCGAAUGAUAAAGUAUUUAAUUUAAGAUAUCAAUCUGAUACAAAAUCCGACCUCACUACUCAGAGACUACGUCUAAUCAGAAGUAUUAUAGCUAAAGUAAUGGAUCUACAUGGAUAUAGGAUAUCAGAUGAAGACUGUAAUGACAAAUAUAUAUUUACGUCGAGAUCAAAAGGAUCAAUUGAGGAUGGAUAUGAAAGAUAUGUUUGCGGUGUUGUCAAAAAUAUACAGUCAAAUACAAAGGAAAUACAUGCCACAUGGGAACAAUGCAUAAAAGACAGAAUGGAUUACCUGAAUAAUAAUUACCACUAUAUGUUUAAUUGCGAGGAGAAUGAAGACAACGUAGAGAAAUAUCUCAUUCUGUGCGAUAUGGCCCAUGCUAUUAUAAUCUUCGACUUAAUAUCUGUAGCACCUAGACAACCAGUUGUUAUAGAGUAUAACAUUUGUAAAUCUAGCACAUAUAUUAGAAAUACAAAAGGUGCAUCGUUUGUAUUGUAUAACACUGCCAGAAUAGCAAGGAUUAUAGCAAAGUACAAUAUGAUGGUUUUAUGCGGAGAGUUCCCUCCGUUACCGAAUAUCGACGAUGUGGAUUUUUCGCAAUUACAACAAGAGGAAGAAUGGGAACUCAUAUAUAACUUUAUUUUUGGAUAUCCCCAAAUGCUACAAAACUGCUUAAGAUACAAGCCGAAUUUUCAGAUUUACCCGCAAGUAAUCUGCACUUUCUUGUCAGAACUGUGUCAGAAAUUCAGCUCAUAUUAUGGAAAAACCAAAAUUCUGAUGGGAGGAAGUGUCCAUCUGGCUCCAAAAAUGUUUGCAAGAUUAUACAUGUUGCAAGCGCUGCAAGUUGUCCUGAGCAAUGCUUUGAGUAUUUUGGAUAUUAAACCAGUAUCUCAAAUGUAAAAUGAUGUUAUGGAUAAAAAGGUUUUAAUUAUUUAAACAAAAAUCUUUGUUAAACAAAUGUGUACAAUUUUUCAUAAAACCUCGGUUGACAGAUCCUCUAGCGCCAUCGAGUGAUGUGAACUGAAGGCUUGUUAGAAGGGUUUGAGUCUUGACUAAGUAAAUUCGAGUCUUUACUAAAAGACCCUCUAUAUAUUUUAAUCCAGUUAUGAAAACCCUUUAUAUUAGUUCCAAAGUUAUCCGCUACGAGUCGCCAUUAUUUUGUCACUUGAAAUCGAAAUCACAGCAGCCAAACGCAGGCGAAUUUUUGUCUUUGAAUAGAACAACUCGAUGCUGGGCCCGGAAAACUUUGAUAUUGGAUGUCUGCGAAAAUAUUACAAGUAAUUAAUUAUUGCCAAUGUUUCAUAUAAUCUGUUGUAACUUCCUAAUCGUAAUGGGGAUAUUAGUGAAGUUUGCGUUUAAAUAAGUGAGCUGAUAACAAUUGCUUUUCUGGGAGGUUGCAACAACAGGAGAUAUCGGUUAAAUAAUACACAAAUCUAACUUUAUUCACAUUUUUUGCCGUUUUUUUCCCGCUGAAUCAUUGAGGAAAUGAUCUGUAGAGAACAGAAACCUCUGCGAUACGAAUAGCAGUUA